Molecule: messenger RNA, 7555 nt
Organism: Impatiens glandulifera
Lineage: Eukaryota; Viridiplantae; Streptophyta; Magnoliopsida; Ericales; Balsaminaceae
Product: CCR4-NOT transcription complex subunit 1
Exons: 51
Coding region: 96-7355 (2419 amino acids)
Biological process (GO): nuclear-transcribed mRNA catabolic process, deadenylation-dependent decay
Cellular component (GO): P-body; CCR4-NOT core complex
Molecular function (GO): molecular adaptor activity
Source: RefSeq, a predicted model, not a curated record
CGCUUCAUCUUUGCUAAUUUGAUUUCUCUCUCUCUUUGUCGUCUGUGUGUUCUUCUUCCGACCUUAACCCUAGAAACUCGCUUAUUUCGUCAAUCAUGCCGGGAUUACCACCGGCCUUAGCUGGUCAGAUUCGAUAUCUGCUGCUGAGUUUGAAUGGAUCGAACUCCGACGCCGUCUUUCAAGAUCUCCUUCAGUAUGUUGAGUAUGGAACGGAGGGAGGUGUACUGGUCCUUAUGUCGUUCCUGCAGUAUCUAAAUAUUUAUGAAAAAGUGUUGAAAAAAGAACCAUUGGAUCCAGUGUUCUGUUCAAUUUUUAAGCAUAUCUUAGAUAAGCCAAAUUUCAGUACAAUAUUGUGUACUUCACUAAGAGGUGAAGUGAUUAAUGAAGAUUUUCUUGAGAAUUUAACCAAGGCAAUAGGGUUGUCAACAUCAGAGAAAAUUGGAGUUGGUCUUGCUUUGUCUGAUUCAGGAAAUCUAGAUCAUCGACUAAGUGGAAAUAACUUAUGCAUUGCACAGAUUGGAGAGUUAUGUGCAGAGAAUAUGUCUCUUGGUUCAGCUGAGCAGAUCCAGAGCAUCUUUAUGUUCCUUCAACGAUCUGAGGGCCUUUCCAAGCAUUUAGACUCUUUUAUGCAGUUGCUGUCUCUGAUGCAGUUCAAGGAAGAUGACCAAUUUAUUUUGACUCCUUUAAUGCCACGUGAAUUGCCAAAGGGAAAGUUCUCAAGGAAUUUGGAUUUGUUUGAUGAAGAUCAUGAAAAUGAUUUUGACACUCUUUUAGCUGAAAUGGAGAAGGAGAUGAGCAUGUCUGAUAUCAUGAAGGAAUUGGGCUAUGGGUGCACCGUUAGUGUGUCACAGUGCAAGGAGAUGCUGUCUUUGUUCCUACCUUUGACCGAAGUUACUGUCUCCAGAAUACUUGGCACAAUCAUCUGCACAAAUACUGGACUUGAUGACCAUCAAAAUACAUUUCCUACAUUUUGUUCAGCACUUGGCAGUACAACAUCAUCUGAUCAGACAGUGUUGAACUCGUGGAAUAUUGAUGUUUUGAUUGAUUCAAUCCAGCAACUUGCUCCUAGAAUCAGCUGGUCCGCAGUUAUUGAAAACCUUGAUCAUGAAGGAUUUUGCAUUCCUAACGAGACAGCAUUUUCCUUCUUCAUGUCAAUUUAUAGGCGUGCAUGUCAGGACCCAUUCCCACUCCAUGCCAUUUGUGGAUCACUUUGGAGGAAUACAGAGGGACAACUAUCUUUCCUUAAGUAUGCUGUGGUUUCUCCACAUGAAUUAUUUACCUUUGCACAUAGUGGGAGACAAUUGGCAUAUGCAGAUGCUUUCCAGGGGCACAAACUUCCUCUAGGACCUACAAAUCAUGCUUGGAUAUGUCUUGAUCUGUUGCAAACUUUAUGCCAACUAGCUGAAGUGGGACAUGCUAAUGCUGUUCGGUCAAUUCUGAAGUUCCCUCUUGAACAAUGCCCUGAAGUUUUACUUCUUGGCAUGGCACACAUAAAUACCACAUACAAUCUUAUUCAGCAUGAGGUGUCUUCUGCAGUGUUACCAGUGAUACUUAAUCAUAGUGCAGGGGUUGGCAUGGUUUUCCAUCUGUGGCAUGUCAAUCCUUCCACUUUGUUGCGUGGAUUUGUAGAUGUUUACAGCAUUAAUCCAGACAACAUGAGUAGAAUUUUUGAUAUAUGCCAGGAGCUAAAGAUAAUAUCACUUGUGCUAGAUAUGGUUCCAUUCUCUUUUGGUAUCCGAUUGGCUGCUCUUGCUUCUCGUAAAGAUCUUCUUGAUAUGGAGAAAUGGAUCAAAUCUAAUGUAACCACAUAUACAGACCCUUUAUUUGAGGAAUGCAUAAGAUUCAUAAAGGAGCAGUUCAGCUCAUAUCAGGAUGUAUCUGCUGGAAACCCUCAUCAGUCUGUUUCUCUUAGUAACCUUUACUCCGAGGCAGCUUCUACCAUUUUCAAGGUCCUUCAAGAUCAAGUACCGUUGAAUGGCACGGACCUGCUAACCGAGGAAAUUGAAAUGUGGCUUACAUCUUCUACACAUUCUAGCUCACGCUUGAAGAACUCUGCACCCUCAGAUUUUUCAACUGCGGAUGGAUUUGCAGACGACAUUGAGAUAGAGGCUAACUCUUAUUUCCAUCAAAUGUUUUCUGGUCAAUUGACCAUUGAAGCAAUGAUCCAGAUGCUGGCACGAUUCAAAGAGUCUUCUGAGAAAAGGGAGCAAUCAAUUUUUGAUUGCAUGAUUGGCAAUCUAUUUGAAGAAUACAAAUUUUUUCCAAAGUACCCUGAUAGACAACUCAAAAUUGCUGCAGUCCUCUUUGGUUCUCUCAUCAAACAUCAGCUUGUAUCUCAUCUCACACUUGGCAUAGCGCUCCGUGCUGUUUUGGAUGCAUUGCGUAAACCUGGUGAAUCAAAAAUGUGUAUUUUUGGAACCAAAGCUUUGGAACAGUUUGUAGAUCGUUUAAUUGAGUGGCCUCAGUAUUGCAAUCAUAUUUUACAAAUUUCUCAUCUGCGUGCUAGUCAUUCUGAGCUUGUUGCAUUUAUUGAAAGAGCACUUGCUAGGAUUUCUUCUGGCAAUGCAGACUCUGGAGGAGUGAAUGCAUCUGAUCAACAUGGUUCUUUUCAUUCAACUGCCGCCACUGCAGAGAUGCCAAGUUCGUCUUUCCGAUUAAUUGGAUCUGCAAGCACACAAUCUUCAUUGCAAAUCUCUUCUGCCCUGCAACUUCAACAAAGAGAUAUAAUCCCUCUCGAAGAGAGUCAAAAACUUUCCCUGGCUUCCUCGAAUUUUAAGUCUCUCAUACCUCCUCCUGGCCAACCUUCACCUUUGCCUCCCAGUGAUGCUACCACUCAGAAGAAUACAACUACUGCUGCCACUAUAGUGCCUUCAUCAGUUGGAUUUACACGUCCCUCUCGAGCAAUUGCCUCAGCAAGAUUUGGAUCUGCCUUGAACAUUGAAACGCUUGUUGCUGCAGCAGAGAGAAGGGAAACUCCUUUAGAGGCUCCAGCAUCAGAAGUUCAGGAUAAAAUUUCAUUUAUUAUCAAUAAUUUGUCUGUAGCAAAUUUUGAAUCAAAAGCGAAGGAGUUUACUGAAUUUUUGAAAGAUCAAUAUUAUCCUUGGUUUGCCCAAUACAUGGUUAUGAAGAGGGCAAGUAUCGAGCCCAAUUUUCAUGACUUGUACUUAAAGUUCCUGGAGAAAGUGAGCUCACCCUCUUUGAACAAAGAGAUUCUUCAGGCUACAUAUGAAAACUGCAAGGUUCUAUUGGGCUCAGAACUUAUAAAAUCCAGUUCGGAAGAGCGAUCCUUAUUAAAGAAUCUUGGAAGUUGGCUUGGAAAAUUCACAAUUGGAAGGAAUAAGGCCCUGAGGGCAUGCCAUAUUGAUCCAAAGUCUUUGAUCAUUGAGGCAUAUGAGAAAGGUUUGAUGAUUGCAGUUAUACCAUUCACCUCCAAGGUUCUUGAACCAUGUCAAAACAGUGCAGCCUAUCAGCCCCCCAAUCCAUAUACUAUGGGUAUUCUUAAGUUACUUGCUGAGAUUUAUGCUAUGCCUAAUCUGAAAAUGAAUCUGAAGUUUGACAUUGAGGUGUUGUUCAAGAAUCUUAGUGUGGAUCUGAAGGGGGUGACUCCUACCUCUCUUCUCAAGGACAUAGUUAGGCAAAUUGAGGGGAAUCCUGACUUCUCUACCAAAGAUGUUGUAGCUCCACCACAAUCGAUUGUGAGUGAAGUCAAAUCUAAUGCUGUCUCUGCCUUGAAUCAAGUUGAGCUACCUCUUGAGGUAGCAACGCCAGCUCACCCUGGUGGGCACUCUCACAUGCUAUCUCAGUUUGCUGCUCCUCCCCUCCAUCUUACUGCUGGUGCUUUGAUCGAGGAUGAAAAGAUGGCAGCAUUAGGUUUGUCUGAUCAGCUGUCAUCUGCUCAAGGACUAGUACCACGUCAAUCAUCAUUUUCAGUUAAUCAGCUUUCUACGCCAGCAUCUAAUAUUGAGCAGCAAGUCAUCGUCAACCCAAAGCUUCAUACCCUUGGACUUUAUUUACAUUUCCAGAGUGUUGUUCCGCUCGCUAUGGAUAGAGCUAUAAAGGAGAUAGUAUCUGGUAUCGUGCAGCGUAGUGUCUCCAUAGCCACUCAGACAACCAAAGAACUUGUUCUUAAGGAUUACGCAAUGGAAUAUGAUGAAAAUAGAAUACGUAGUGCAGCUCAUCUAAUGGUUGCUAGUCUUGCUGGCAGUUUAGCUCAUGUGACCUGCAAGGAGCCUCUACGUGGUUCAAUAUCAAGUCAGCUGAGGAGUACACUUCAGGGUUCAAGUAUCGGAAAUGAACUUCUUGAGCAAGCUGUACAGCUUGUUACUAAUGAUAAUCUCGACCUUGGAUGUGCUUUGAUCGAACAGGCAGCCACAGAGAAGGCAAUUCAAACCAUUGAUGGGGAAAUAGCUCAACAGCUUUCUAUUAGAAGGAAGCAUAGAGAUGGUGUUGGUCCUGCAUUUUAUGAUUCUGGUCUUUAUACUCAAGGUCAUACAGGUGGUUUGCCUGAAGCUCUCCGCCCUAAACCUGGCCGCUUGUCCCAUUCUCAACAGCGGGUUUAUGAGGACUUUGUGAAGCUACCGUGGCAGAACCAGUCAUCCCAUAACUCUAAUACCCUACCAGUUGGUUCUUCAGCACCAUCUAGCAGUGCUUCCAUGUCCAAGUUAUACAGUUCCGUAUCAGGACAACUAAAUCCAGGAAUUUACUCAUCUGGCCUGGGUAACUCUGGAGUUAGUUCACUUGUGCAGCCUCUAGAUAUUACCUCUGAGGAGAUGGACUCCAGUGCAGUUCAGCUGCAUAGUGUUGCUAAUAUUGUAUCCACCGAUGGAGUUAAUCAGAGUGAUUUUGAUGGUGAUUCUGUCGUUGCUUCUUUCCCUUCAGCAUCAGCUGCUGAAUUGCAUCCUAUUGAACCUCCCAUCAUUGCGAAAGACUCCGGAGCUCCUUUACAGAUUUUGUCAUCAACUACUGCAUCUGACCGUGUUGUGAGCAGCUCCUCGGAACAGCUGUUGACUACUGGCGAUGCAUUGGAGAAGUACCAAAUUAUCUCAGAGAAGCUUGAAGAUAUGGUGGCUAAUGAUGCUACAGAAGCAGAAACUCAGGGUAUAAUUGGCGAGGUUCCUGGAAUUAUUCUCAGAUGUGUUAGCCGAGAUGAAGCUGCAUUGGCUGUGGCGCAGAAGGUUUUCAAGGGUCUGUAUGAAAAUGCAUCUAAUAGUGCCCAUGUUGCUGCUCAUCUAGCCAUUCUUGCUGCCAUUCGUGAUGUCAGCAAGCUUGUGGUUAAGGAGCUCACUAGUUGGGUGAUAUAUUCUGACGAGGACAGGAAAUUGAACAAGGACAUAACUGUGGGACUUAUUCGCAGCGAGCUACUGAACCUUGCGGAGUAUAAUCUCCAUAUGGCUAAGCUUCUUGAUGCGGGAAGGAAUAAGGCCGCUACCGAAUUUGCAAUUUCUCUUAUCCAGACACUGGUGCAUAGUGAUCCUAGAAUUAUUUCUGAACUUCAUAACCUUGUUGAUGCCUUGGCUAAGCUUGCGGCCAGACCUGGAUCUCCUGAAUCUCUACAGCAGCUGGUUGAGGUAGCUAGAAACCCUUCUCCAAAUGCUCCUGCUAUUUCUGCCUUCGGAAAGGAGGACAAUGGCAGACAGAUGCCUAGAGAUAAAAAGGCACUAGUGCAUAUCGUAGCAAACAGAGAAGAUUACAGUGUUACAGAAUUGUCUGAACCCGACCCUGCUGGUUUUCGUGAUCAGGCUUCUAUGUUCUUUGCUGAGUGGUACAAGAUAUGCGAGCUUCCGGUUGUAAAUGACGCAGUAUCUUCACAUUAUGUUUUGCAAUUACAUCAAAGUGGACUUCUUAAGGGAGAUGACAUGUCUGAUCGAUUUUUUCGCUGUCUCACGGAGAUCUCGGUAUCACAUUGUUUAUCUUCUUCUGAAACAAUGAGCUCUGCUCCACUGCAAUCCCAGCAAGUCCAACCACUUUCGUUCCUUGCAAUUGAUAUAUAUGCAAAACUCGUGUUCUCUAUUCUUAAGUUUUGCCCUGUGGACCAGGGAUCAAAUAAUAAACUCUAUCUUCUUCCAAAGAUCCUCUUAGUGACGGUGAGGAUUAUUCAUAAGGAUGCUGAGGAGAAGAAAUCAUCUUUCAAUCCGAGACCAUAUUUUAGAUUGUUUAUCAAUUGGCUGCUAGAUUUAAGUUCAAUGGAGCCUGUAUUUGAUGGUGCAAAUCUUCAGGUCUUGACUGCUUUUGCAAACACUUUCCAUGCACUCCAACCCCUUAAAGUUCCUGGGUUCAGUUUUGCAUGGCUUGAACUUAUCAGUCAGAGAAGCUUUUUGCCGAAGUUACUCACUGGAAAUUCCCAGAAGGGGUGGCCUUACAUGCAACGUUUGCUGGUUGAUUUGUUUCAGUUCCUAGAGCCAUUUCUAAGGACUGCCGAGCUUGGAGAUCCGGUACAUGUUCUGUAUAAAGGAACUUUGAGGGUAUUGCUAGUUCUCCUCCAUGAUUACCCAGAAUUUCUCUGCGAUUAUCACUUUAGCUUCUGUGAUGUAAUCCCUUCAAGCUGCAUUCAAAUGCGGAAUAUAAUCUUAAGUGCAUUUCCACGCAAUAUGAGGCUACCUGAUCCUUCUACUCCAAACUUAAAGAUUGAUUUACUUGCAGAAAUCAGUCAAUCUCCCAGAAUUCUUUCAGAAGUUGACGCCGCUCUUAAGGCAAAGCAAAUGAAGUCCGAAGUAGAUGAAUAUCUGAAGAUAAGGCAACAAGGCUCCACAUUUCUAUCUGAUCUAAAGCAGAAACUUCUUCUCCCUCCAAACGAAGCCCUUCGAUCAGGGACCCGCUACAAUAUACCCCUUAUCAAUUCCCUUGUUCUUUAUGUUGGCAUGCAGGCUAUACAACAGUUGCAGGCGAGGACUCCACCUCAUACACAGGCAAUACCUAGUAGUGCUCCUCUUGCAGUUUUCUUAGUUGGUGCUGCUUUAGACAUAUUCCAGAUGUUGAUGAUGGAUUUGGAUACUGAAGGCAGAUAUUUAUUUCUUAACGUCGUUGCUAACCAACUUCGAUAUCCCAACAAUCACACCCAUUACUUCUCCUUCAUUCUUCUCUACUUGUUCAAUGAAUCAAACCAGGAAAUUAUUCAGGAGCAAAUCACGAGAGUAUUAUUGGAACGUCUGAUUGUUAACCGUCCACAUCCAUGGGGGCUUUUGAUUACAUUUAUAGAGCUGAUCAAGAAUCCGCGAUACAACUUUUGGAGUAAAUCUUUCACGAGGUGUGCACCUGAGAUUGAGAAACUUUUUGAAUCGGUUUCUAGAUCGUGUGGUGGUCCUAAACCCGUAGAUGAUAGUUUAGUUGCGAGUGGAAUAUCCGAUCCAAUGCAUUAAGUUACAAAACUCUUGAUUUAUUUAUAUAUAUUUAUAUUGUACUGUAAUGUAAUGGUAUUUAUUAUUUUAGAAAGAUUUUUGCCAAAUGUAAAAAACAUGUAGUAUUAUUUAUAUUUACUACAUUUGUUUUGUAUCAUUGCAUAAUGACUGGUACUUGCUUAUUGACUGCAUUAUUGAUGUUUAAAUACACUUUCAGUAUA